AUGCACAGUGCUCACGCACUAUGUCCGGCUAUCCUGCCUUCUCCCGCACCUCCCUGGAUUUGCAGAACACGAGAUGCAGGAGAAAAAGGGGAAGGGUCUGGAGGGGGGCCCACCUCCCCGCAGGGAACUGAACCUCUCGUUCUGUGCCCCCCCCACCAAUCUCUGUUUGCAGCCAUCAUUAUCGUCUUUGAUUUGAAUGACGUGGCAUCGCUGGACCACACGAGGCAGUGGCUGGCCGAUGCCCUGAAGGAGAAUGACCCGUCCAGCGUCCUCCUCUUCCUGCUGGGCACUAAGAAGGACCUCAGCACACCUGCGCAGUACAACCUUAUAGAGCGGGACGCCCGGAAGGUGGCGAAGGAGAUGCAGGCUGAAUACUGGGCCGUCUCCUCCCUCACAGGUGAGAACGUGCGGGAAUUUUUCUUCCGUCUGGCCGCCCUCACCUUCGAAGGCAGCGUGCUGGCGGAGCUGGAGAAGAGCCAGGCACGCCGGAUUGGGGACGUUGUGCGGAUUCAUGGGGACGAGCGAGACUUGUACGCGACAGAGAAGAGGAAGAGGACCAAAUGCUGCGCGUGACGAAGCCCCCCCUGAACAGCCCCCUCCCCCCCGGCAUUUGCACUGGACUCUUUUCUAGACCAAAGGAAGACCCCUCCUCAUUUCUGACACAGGGGAAGCAGCCACCUUCCCCCCAACUCUCUGACAGUGCCAAACCAAAGAGUAGAAUGAAGAUGUCCAAACUUUUAAGACUUGUGGACUUCAAUUCCCAGAAUUCCCCAGCCAGCACAGAAUUGUGGGAGUCGAAGUCCACAUGCCUUCCAGAUGGCUGUGGCAUUGUGGGAGUUGAGGUCCAGAAGUCUUGAACUUGGCUGGGGAAUUCUGGGAGUUGAAGUUUGCAAGUCUUAAAGUUGCCAGGCUCAGACGCCUCUGUUGUAGAGCAUCUCCUCCUGAACACUUCCUGGCUUCAGGCUCACCUCUGCCUUCCCUCACCUGGGCUGAGCAUGCUCACCUUUGAGGACCCCACCCCCAAGUGGCAGCUGAAGCCCCCAGGCUUGCUCGGACUGUGCCGGCCACUUCCUGCUGACCGAAGAAGAAACACUUUUUGUCUACGGAGAUUCUCAAAACACCUCGGUCGCUUUUCUGUA
Pantherophis guttatus is the source of this 1139-nucleotide messenger RNA. NCBI's taxonomy places the organism in Eukaryota, Metazoa, Chordata, Lepidosauria, Squamata, Colubridae. The record is from RefSeq and is a predicted model, not a curated record.